AUCAAAUCGAGAGGGAGUGGCACGGAGGAGAGACGAGCGAGGUGUUAACUAAAACAGGUUUUACUGUAAUUUUAUCAUGACUGAAAAUAUGCAAUUUUCUCACCUAAAACCUGUAAAUGACAAAGUCAAUAACAAUGUCUUUACUACUAUAGAUGUUAGGUCGACCUCUUGAGUUCACUACUGUGAUAAGGAACAUAAAUGUGGACUCUUGACAGUGUAGGCUAAUAGUUUAUGUACUAAAACUGGACGUAGGUACCUGCGUCGUGCCAGAAAAAUGAAGGACCAAAACAAUGAAGAUUACGGCAGUAAACCAUUGGCAUUGCCCUUCAUUGCUAUAGAAAGAAACGAAGAUUUAAACCCUGAAACCGACUUCAAGUUUGGAUGGGGACAUCUAACUCCAUUAUGUCUACAGCGAUUCAACAAAACGCCAUACUUCCUUGCGUGUCUGGGUGUGGGAAACUUAGCAUUAUCAAUGGCAGUAAAUGGACAAUUAGGUGUGAGCCUGCCUAGUAUUGAGAUGAAAUUCCAACUAAGCAGUACUCUCAGUGGUGUGAUUUACAGCGCAUAUGAUAUGGCAAAUGCCCCAGUCUCUUUACUUGUUACAAUAUUUCUUUCGAAAGCCCACCGACCAAGAUGGUUAGCGUUGGCAGCGCUUAUAACAGCUUUGGGAUCGUUUAUAUUCACGUUACCCCACUUUCUGUCACCGCUGUAUGACUAUAGUGAUGGUGAAUCAGUCGAUAACACAUUACUGUGUAGUGGUACAACUACCAACCACAGCAAUACAACUAAUAUGUGUGACUAUGGUCAGAGUUCCUCCAGAGGCAAUGGACUGUCAAUAUAUUUCUGGUUGUUCGUUCUCGGGAAUGUCUUACAUGGUCUAGGAUCAACCUGCAUUCACGCACUGGGAGUAACGUUCCUGGAUGACACAACCCCUACCUCAUCAUUUUCGUUAUAUUUCUCAAUAUAUGCAUGUCUGGGAGUGAUAGGGCCUUGUUUAGGUUUCAUUGGUGGCGGUAUGCUUCUAGGAAUAUAUACAGAUUUUGACAGAGUGCAAACCGACAGUGUUACAAUAAAUCAGUCCGACAGUCGCUGGGUUGGUGCAUGGUGGUUGGGAUUUCUGCUGACGGCUUUCCUUUCUCUUCUCGUGGCCUUGCCGCUUUCGGCAUUCCCUAGGGAUUUACCAGGAGCUGCAGCAAUACGAGCAUCACGGCAGUCAGAGAGCCAUGGAGCCUCAUCACACACAAAGAGUGAUGUUGGCUUUGGAGUUCCUCUGAAACAAGUUCCAAAGACGUUCAUCGAGCUGAUGAGGAAUCCCCCUUAUGUAAGCAGUAUCUUUGUGGAUGUUUUCAAUUCUGUUCUUGUGGCUGGGUUCUCGGCGUUCGGACCAAAAUUAAUGAAGAAUCAAUUCCAUCUCAGUAGCAGCAUGGCUGGUAUGGUAUUCGGUUUAAUCGCUGUGCCGGGUGCAGCAGGUGGAGACAUAUUUGGAGGAAUUCUUAUAAAGAAGCUGAAGUUGUCGUGCAGGGGUUUACUCAAGUUGGUGUUCAUAUUGAAUUUCAUCACAGUAUUCUGCACUCUCCCUUGCAUCAUUUACUGUGACACAAUCCCCUUAGUAGGGGUAAACACUGGCUACAAUGGAAGUACGCUUGUUUCUAUGAAGAAUACGUGCAAUGAUGCGUGUUCGUGUCAUUCAACAUAUAAUCCAAUAUGUGGGGACGAUGGAAAUGUUUAUUUUUCUCCCUGCCAUGCUGGCUGCAAAAGUUCUGAUGUCGAAUCAUUGAAUUAUUCGAAUUGUUCAUGUGUGGAUUCUAUGAGCCAACGAGCAAGUGUUGAGGAGGCUUGUGUGACAUGGUGUCCCGCGAUGUUCGCCUUUAUCAUAUUUCUAUUCUUCAAUAUGUUCUUCCUGUUUGCCACUCACGUUGCCGGAACCCAAGCCAACAUGAGGUAUGUUAAAGAGACCCAUAGAUUGUUCUCUAUGGGGAUACGUGCCACACUCAUCCGUGUCCUUGGAACAAUACCAGGUACGGUUCUCUUUGGUGCCGUUCUCGAUCACACUUGUACUCUUUGGCAAUCUCAGUGCGGCUCAGAUACUUCGUGUUUAGUAUAUGACAAUGCUCAAAUGGGACUAAAUGUGAUGCUCUUAGCACUCACGUUAAAGAUACUAAGCACAUUAUCUAGUUUAGUGGCUUGGAGGAGUUAUCGUCCUCCGCAACCAACCAUACUAUCUCAGUAUUCGUUAAGACGUUCCAGGAGCAGAGAGUAUACAAAAGAGAGAUUUAUAGAAGAGAAUGGUGAACGACUUUCGCCACUUUUACAAGCCAAACUAAAUGGAAGGUUUGGGGAGAGUGAUGUUAUCAAAUGAUACACAUACCAUUGUAUUUUGUUAAAGUGGCAAUUGUUAUCUUCCAUAUCAUCCAGAAAUAUCACAAUAUACAAUAAAAAAUACCACAAGCUAAACAAUAUUUUAG
Molecule: messenger RNA, 2465 nt
Organism: Owenia fusiformis
Lineage: Eukaryota; Metazoa; Annelida; Polychaeta; Sabellida; Oweniidae
Source: the annotation of a GenBank genome assembly